AUGGCAAGCCCAAGGUCUGUGGGCUCUGCAGAGGCGGUUGGGGACGUGGGCGGGCCUCCCUCCAUGCCCAGCGUGCCCAGCGCUGGUACCGGCCACGACGACGGGUGGGCAGUGGGAAGUGGCGGGAGUGGUGACAGUGGAGGCUACGGGCGCCGGCUGCAAGCCGACUCAGGCGCCGCCCCAAAUCGCGCCCUGGAAUUUGAUGCCAGCCUUCGGCCAGGGCUAAGCAACUCGGGCGGCACAGAAGAGCAUCCGGAAGAGCUCCAGGCAGACCGGGGAGGUGAGCUGCAACGUCAAGGCGGUAACGACCGUGCGGCCGCGAGAUUGGACGGCUUCUCGUUCCAGUUCGCCUCUUUUGGCGGCACAGAUGGCGCAGAGGAGCACACAGAAGAGCUCCAGGCGGACAGGGGAGGUGAGCUGCCACGACGAGGCAGUGACGACCGUGCGGCCGCGAGAUUGGACGGCUUCUCGCCCCAGUUCGCCUCUUUUGGCGGCACAGAUGGCGCAGAGGAGCACGCAGAAGAGCUCCAGGCGGACAGGGGAGGUGAGCUGCCACGACGAGGCGGUGACGACCGUGCGGCCGCCAAUUUCGACGGCUUCUCGCCCCAGUUCGCCUCUUUCGGCGGCACGGAUGGCGCAGAGGAGCAUGCGGAAGAGCUCCAGGCGGACAGGGGAGGUGAGCUGCCACGGCGAGGCGGUGACGACCGUGCGGCCGCGGAUUUGGACGGCUUCUCGCCCCAGUUCGCCUCUUUUGGCGGCACAGAUGGCGCAGAGGAGCACGCAGAAGAGCUCCAGGCGGACAGGGGAGGUGAGCUGCCACGACGAGGCGGUGACGACCGUGCGGCCGCCAAUUUCGACGGCUUCUCGCCCCAGUUCGCCUCUUUUGGCGGCACGGAUGGCGCGGAGGAGCAUGCAGAAGAGCUCCAGGCGGACAGGGGAGGUGAGCUGCCACGGCGAGGGGACCGUGCAGCUGAUUCGGGCGGCUUCUCGCUCGGCUCCAGCGAGGGCCCAGGCAGUGAGCCCGAGCUCAGAGGCAGUGACGACCGUACGGCUACGGAUCUGGACGGCGUCGCGCCACAGUUCGCCGCUUUCCCUGAAGAGGGCACAGGCGGCAUAGAGCAGCAUCCGGAAGAGGUCACGGCAGACAGAGCCGGCGAGCCACCGCUGCGAGGUUGCGACAGCGACCGUGCAGAUCUGGACUUGCCGCUCGGCUCUUCCGGACCCGAGGAGGGCGCUGGCACCGACGAGCGUCCGGAAGAGGUCCAGGCAGAGAGAGGUGGUGACGACCUCCCGGGCACAGAUUCGGACGGCGUUUUGCCACAGUUCGCCUUCCGUGAGGAGGGCCCAGGUGGCACGGAUGAGCAUCCAGAGCUGGCGGACAAAGGUGAGCUGCCACAGAGAGGGGACGACCGUGCAGCUGAUUUGGGCGGCUCCAGCAAAGAGGGUCCAGGCGGCACGGAGCCAGAGGGCAGAGGCGGCGACUGUGACGCCGGGGAUUUGGAAGGCUCUUCGCUGCAGUUUGCCUUUUUCGAAGAAGGGCCAGGUGGCACGGAGGAACAUCCGGAAGAGGUCCAGGCAGACAGCGGAGGCGGUGGCGACCGUGCAGCCGCAGAUCUGGACGGCUCUUCGUUGCAGUUCGCCUCCUUUCGCGAGGAGGGCCCGGGUGGCACGGAGGAGCAUCCAGAGCUUCAGGGCAGGGAAGGUGAGCUGGCACACCAAGGCAGCGACCGUGGAGCCGGGGAUUUGGAUGGCUCUUCACUGCAGUUCGCCUUUUUCGAGGAAGGACCGGGUGGCACGGAGGAGCAUCCGGAAGAGGUCCAGGCAGACAGAGGAGGCGAAAUGCCACGGCAAGGCGGUGGCGACCGUGCAGCCGCAGAUCUGGACGGCUCUUCGUUGCAGUUUGCCUGCUUUGACGAGGAGGGCCCGGGUGGCACGGAGGAGCAGCCAGAGCUUCAGGGCAGGGAAGGUGAGCUGGCACACCAAGGCGGCGACCGUGGAGCCGGGGAUUUGGAUGGCUCUUCACUGCAGUUUGCCUUUUUCGAGGAAGGGCCGGGUGGCACGGAGGAGCAUCCAGAGGAGGCCCAGGCAGACAGAGGAGGCGAAGUGCCACGGCAAGGCGGUGGCGACCGUGCAGCCGCAGAUCUGGACGGCUCUUCGAUGCAGUUCGCCUCCUUUCGCGAGGACGGCCCGGGUGGCACGGAGGAGCAUCCAGAGCUUCAGGGCAGAAGAGGUGAGCUGGCACACCAAGGCGGCGACCGUGGAGCCGGGGAUUUGGAUGGCUCUUCACUGCAGUUUGCCUUUUUCGAGGAAGGGCCGGGUGGCACGGAGGAGCAUCCAGAGGAGGCCCAGGCAGACAGAGGAGGCGAAGUGCCACGGCAAGGCGGUGGCGACCGUGCAGCCGCAGAUCUGGACGGCUCUUCGAUGCAGUUCGCCUCCUUUCGCGAGGACGGCCCGGGUGGCACGGAGGAGCAUCCAGAGCUUCAGGGCAGAAGAGGUGAGCUGGCACACCAAGGCGGCGACCGUGGAGCCGGGGAUUUGGAUGGCUCUUCACUGCAGUUUGCCUUUUUCGAGGAAGGGCCGGGUGGCACGGAGGAGCAUCCGGAAGAGGUCCAGGCAGACAGAGGAGGCGAAAUGCCACGGCAAGGCGGUGGCGCCCGUGCAGCCGCAGAUCUGGACGGCUCUUCGUUGCAGUUCGCCUCCUUUCGCGAGGAGGGCCCGGGUGGCACAGAGGAGCAUCCAGAGCUUCAGGGCAGAAGAGGUGAGCUGGCACACCAAGGCGGCGACCGUGGAGCCGGGGAUUUGGAUGGCUCUUCCCUGCAGUUUGCCUUUUUCGAGGAAGGGCCGGGUGGCACGGAGGAGCAUCCGGAGGAGGUCCAGGCAGACAGAGGAGGCGAACUGCCACGGCAAGGCGGUGGCGACCGUGCAGCCGCAGAUCUGGACGGCUCUUCGAUGCAGUUCGCCUCCUUUCGCAAGGACGGCCCGGGUGGCACGGAGGAGCAUCCAGAGCUUCAGGGCAGAAGAGGUGAGCUGGCACACCAAGGCGGCGACCGUGGAGCCGGGGAUUUGGAUGGCUCUUCCCUGCAGUUUGCCUUUUUCGAGGAAGGGCCGGGUGGCACGGAGGAGCAUCCGGAAGAGGUCCAGGCAGACAGAGGAGGCGAACUGCCACGGCAAGGCGGUGGCGACCGUGCAGCCGCAGAUCUGGACGGCUCUUCGUUGCAGUUCGCCUCCUUUCGCGAGGAGGGCCCGGGUGGCACGGAAGAGCAUCCAGAGCUUCCAGUGGGGAGGGGAGCGGAGCUGGCACACCAAGGCGCAGAUUUUGGCGGCGGCACCGGGGGCGACUUUGCCGCGGAUGGCCCCGGCGCUCAAAGGCGCGAGGCAGGUGGCGGCGGGGACAGCGGGGGUUCCGGCUACCCUACGAGCAGACGCGCGGUGAUGGGCCCAGGAGGCACGGAUGAGAAUCCUGAAGAGCAUGUGCCAGACGUCGGAGGGGAUGAUGGGCAUUCGCCAGCAGCAUCCCACAUACAAGUCCGAGAAAGAGAAGCGGGAGGCAGUUUCGGCGCAGGCAGCGGAGGGAGUGGAGACCACGUUCCGGAAGCUGUCAUGCCGGCGCAGGAGUCUGAUUCAGGUGAGGAUGGUGACUUCGCCGACUUUCAGUUUGCGGCCGAUGGCCAGGCUAAGGCGCCAGAGGAGGACGAGGACUGGGAGUUUGCGCCAGUCCAAGCAGCGGCCGGACAGCAAAGUCUCCGGCAGAAGGUCUCGGAGAUCGUGGAGACUUGGGCCCAGACGUUGAAACCUCCCCGCUUUGAGCCAGAGGACGGGGAGGCUCCGGACUGGGAGGCGUGGCUGGAUCAAGUGCCUCCAGAGGCCCGGGACUUUUUGGAGGGAGCGCCGGGCCCGGUGCCCUUCGAACAGCUCGGGGUGGACGGCCAGGAGGGUGGCUUCGGAUCGAAGGUGCGGGAGCACUUCUUUAACGCUCUGGGGAAGCACCUGCAGCUGCCAAAGGACAAGGAUGCAAGCGCUCCAAGCUCUCCUUCUGGUAGCUCACCCAAGGCCAUCGCGGCACAGGCGAAGCCGAUCGAGGCGGACUGGGGUCUCUUGGCGGAGCCCUCUCACGAGCCGCAGGCUGAGGUCGAGGCGGACGUUUUGUCCCAAGCCCUGAGCUCCGUUGGCCUCGCCCCCGCGGCCGCCUUGGCGCCCGGAGUUCCGGACACUUCCAGCAUGCCGCCGGCGCCCAUGCCGGAGCCGAAGAAGAAGAAAGGCAUGACGCACAAAGUAAAGAACUUCCUGGGCGGCUUGCCGGAUCUGAAACACUUGUACUCAAAGUCAGUGGUCACUUGA
Molecule: messenger RNA, 4338 nt
Organism: Effrenium voratum
Lineage: Eukaryota; Dinophyceae; Suessiales; Symbiodiniaceae
Source: the annotation of a GenBank genome assembly